This is a messenger RNA of Zootoca vivipara (common lizard), 5488 nucleotides long. RefSeq names its product homeobox A6 (gene HOXA6). Lineage: Eukaryota; Metazoa; Chordata; Lepidosauria; Squamata; Lacertidae. The record is from RefSeq and is a predicted model, not a curated record. Gene Ontology annotation, biological process: regulation of transcription by RNA polymerase II; anterior/posterior pattern specification. Gene Ontology annotation, cellular component: nucleus. Gene Ontology annotation, molecular function: RNA polymerase II cis-regulatory region sequence-specific DNA binding; DNA-binding transcription factor activity, RNA polymerase II-specific.
AAGGUGAGAAAUUCAGAGAACUACCAGCAUGAGCGAGCAACCCCUGUUAUAACAUUAGACUAGACAAACCUGGAAAAUCAGCAUCUUUCUCUGAAAUAGAUUAGACAUAGAAUGUAGAUCCGCCCAAGGUGCGAUUGUGCCAAUUGACUCUCUAAGCUUCCUGGAUUGUGCCGGGAGCAAUCAAAACAGACCAGAGCUGCUAGUGAGCCUGUAGACAUGCUAUUUGAGCAUCGGCUGCAUAUACAUUUGCUUAAGAAUAACCUGUAUUUUUUUUGAAGCCUCGGGGGAUUUUAGAAACAGUCUCAUUAAAUGCUGCGUUGAUAGUAAGGUAGAGUUGGAAUUCUUCUAAGAUGUGUAUUUCAGCAAAGCGGGUGCGUUUUGACCUUUUUUGUGUUUAAUGCGUGGCUGUUGUUGCUAUGAGAUCUGUCGAUGUAAAUAGAGAGUUUAGGAACUUAUCGCUUCAUUUUUGAUAUUAGGUGGAAAUUAAUUCCUGUAACGUCAGAGGAUAGAUUAUGCAUGCACUGGAUUGCUUCAUCUUCAGAUGAAGAUGUACGUACAAUAGCAUGGUAGUCACGUAUAUCGUAUGGUGCCUGGAUAACAUUAGGAGCUUUUUAAAGUCCUGAAAUGCAGCUUGUUCCUUAAUAACUGAGGAUUAAAUGCAAUAAGGAAGCUUACUUCAGAAUCACAAAAUGCAGCUUUUUGUUUGGCGGAGACGGGGUGUGUUUGUGUGUAUGUGAGAGAAAAACAGGUUAAUGAAAUAAUAGAAAAUUAUCCUCAAAACUGGUAUAGGUGGAGGGAUGGGGUGAAGCAAUAUUUCCGCAAGAGUACGUAAUUUUGUGUGAUUCGCCCAUUUUGUGUCGUCUCCUUAAAAUGGUUUUCUGGGAGGAAAAUAUUUCUGAUUGCAUAUCUUCAAAUAUUCAUUUCAGUUGUUAAAGAUAAGAAGCAAUUAUCUUAUGUGUUCAGUACGAUAUGUGCCCCCCCUCCUCCACUUCUCCUAGCUGAUAAAGAAUUACGUUCGGGUGCAUUGCAUUGCAGUAUCUGGUUGACUGCAACCGCAGUGAGUGUCGGAUUAUUUAUCGUCGAGUGGAGUGUACUCAGUGCUGCCACUGUGUGGUUGAAGGAGGUACUUGACGCAGAGUGAGCUGGGGCAACCGCCAGUAUCACACACACACAUCCAAAUACACACACACACACACGCAGAACGUAGCGGGUGGUUCUCCAUUGGAAAACUCUAUUAGUAAAAAUCGGCCUUCAGUUGCCCACAUCAAGCCGUAUCGCUUUAAGGAUUCUUUUUCCGCGAGAGCUUUAAAAAAAUUACGUGGCAGACGGGAUUUGAAGGGGACACCCCGGAAAGAUGAUGUUGUUGAACUGAAUGUUUUGGCGUGGUGAAUUGGAAGGACCAGAGGAAGGGCUACUAACACGCUCAGUCUAAACAAUGGCUGGGAUUGCGAGAACUGUUUGGAUUAGCGGCUGUUAGCUAAAUGUUGCUUUCUGUUACAUCUCUGAACAUAAGAAGGAUUUGCAAGUGGAUUUAUACCUUAGGGAAACGGAGCUUUUAAGCUUAAGAGGGUAACUGCUCCCCGCACCUGUAUUCUAACUUUUGUUUGACUUAUGGCUUCGAUUGAAUGAAAGCUCGAGAGGAAAGGGGGUAAAUGGCAGCAGAGGGGAAAUCCUAAACGGGUAGUCACACAUUUUAAAUCGAUGGGUACUGCUAUAUAUUAAAAGAAAGAAAAAGUUUUGGAGUUUUGCAUUUUUUUCUUUUAAACGGGGCCACUUCAGCUGUUUACCUUGCUUCGGUUAGGAAUGUGUCUCCGGGAGCUUGUCUGGGUUCAUUUGAGAAGCUGCACUCUGUGGCAAGGCUUCUGCUUACCAGAUGUGGGUCUCAGAACCUCUAGUUGGGGAGGGGCGACUUUUUCUACUGGCAGACCUUGAUAUAUAUAUUUUUGUACAUUGGACUGCAACCAUGACAUUAUUGUUAUUAUUAUUAUUAUUACAUUGCAUCUUGCUAAAUAACCUCAUUAAGAGACCUGGUGAGCGUUGCAUGCACUUUCCUGCUUUUAAUUCUGCUUUAUUUGGUUCUUGGUGAGUAAAAGAAAAAUGAGGGAGAUUCCUUCGUUAUAUUGCGCUGAAUUUACAGACACUUCCCUGCAAUUUGUAUUUUUACUGGCUGCUCGUCUUUGCAGGAUGAUUUGAGAGUAGCAUUUUGGUUCAUUAAAACUGAUGGGAAGGGGAACCCUAGCACAACUUCCUGAAAAUAUUAAUAGAGAGUGAAGAAAUGUUUUACCUGUCCUUCAGCUGUUUGAAGUUUCCCACAUUCGAGUGCCUUGUGCAUCCUGACGUUAUAUAUCUGCACUGUAAAAAUGUUUGAAACGUGAUUUAUUCAUUUUUGUUGUUUUCCGUGAAUGGUUAGCUUCCUGCUUCUCUGCUUCUGAGUUUUCCCACCUAUACUAUCGAUUGCAUUUAUAGGUAACCUUUUAGCGGAAAGAUUGGGGAAGUCCUUUGAAAGCACUCGCCAUUAUUGGAGGUAAUCGAGAGUUCCCUGUGAAACCCCAAUGAGGGGCGCAAACAAUGCACACGGUGGGGAGGUGGGGAGAUGUUUUAACUUACUGCUGUUUUAUAGAUCCCCUAAUGGGACUCCGGAAAUGAAACACACCAGCUUACAACUGGGACAAACCUCACGGCUUUUAAGCCAACUGAGGGCUAGUUUUUAAAGCGCCCAUUCAAAAACUCGAAUCUGUGGAAGGAAGUGUAAAUCGCUACCUAGGCAAUUGUCACAGAAAAUAUUUUGUAGGCCUCUGCCCUAAAGACACUUUACUUGGGACCAAAGUCCUAAUGGGCUCAGGGGGACUUACUUCUGAGUAAACGUGCUUAGAAAUGAUCCAGAUGUAUUUAAAGAGUGGAUCUAUCAGAUGUUAGCAUUAGCACCUCUGCAACCUUAGGCCUGGGUGUACCACCUUCUUUUUAUUACCAUAAAAUUUCCACCACGUUUGUGGGGGAGGGAUUACAGUGUGGUGCUUGCUAAGUGAUGUCUGGGGGAGUCAACAACAGCCGGGUUAAAUAUAAAUAUGAAAAGGGGCAGUCCCCCCACCCACCCAAAGUACUGGCUAUAAAGAAUAUUUGUGCAGUUCGCCACGACGGGUUUCCACUCUGCCUGCCAGACUGAGACAAAAACAAGGACUAAAGCUGCAGAUAUAUUCCUUGACGGGUUAAAAAAUGCCAACAAGAAAAACAAGCCUGUUCUAGCCGGAAUGGUUCAGCCUUUUCAAAGCUUCUGAUGUCGUGUCCUCAGCUACUUUCGAGAGGAUUCCUUUGCCAAAAGCAAUAACAAAAAAACCACCCACUGCCAGCAUACAAUAACAACCACGUCGAGACAUCCUCACUUCUUUCCUGCAUUCCGAUUUACUAUUAAAAUUGUCUGGGUCAUGCUUAACAGACGAGAUUCUUUUCCUCAGCCACCAAGAGGCUCAAGGAAGAAGAAGUAUUGCAGAGAGAUUCAUCUGCGUGCGCGUGUUUUCUUACUAACCAAAUAAAACUAGGCUAAGCUGUAUAUUAUUAUUAUUAUUAUUAUUAUUAUUAUUAUUACCUGAAUCGAAACAUUUUGGGAAGCCUUGUACGACUAAGCUUAUUCUCCCUGUCCUACCCCACCCCGGACUAGGAAUAUGUGAAAAUAAUUGAAGCUUUUAAUUGAGGUGGUUUCUUUUUAAACCGGUCAGUUGAGCAGAAGUUCCCGUUUUCGAACUUGUUUGACAUUUUCUUAUUAUAUAUUUUUUCAAUUCUUAGAUACCACAUAAAUCAACCAACCGGCUGCCCUGCUCUCAUCUUCCGGGGAGGGGGGGAGGCUGAAGGGUCCUGGGGGGAGAAUCAAUGGAGAGGGGCAAUGGGGAGUUUCCUUGGGUGCUGCUUCAUAACGCCUUCAGUCUAGACACCCUAACUUCGCAGAGGUGCCUCUUUUGCUUACAGAUGCCAGCGGGCCUGUGCUCUGGGUGUCUACAAUCACCUUGAUUUAUUUAUCUAUACAACACCCACCCACUCCUAAUUCCUCUCUAGCCGUCCCCCCGCCUCCAGCUUUUUGGCACAGCGGACGAUAACCGCUGUUUGCAAGUUGCCAUCCAUCUGCCGGGCUCCGGCGGCGGCUGAGAUGCGGCGGCUGGGGGGGGGUGUUGUUUGUAACUUUGCUGGUUCGGUGGCGGCGGGUCCCAGGGGAGAAGGGCCCUCCGCCGCUCUCUCAUUGGUCGCCGAGCCAUCAGCUGGUGCUAUUUGCUGCUGUCGCUUUUGGCGCUCGGCCAGCCAGAAACAAACCACUUCGAUGACUACUAAUAGUUAUAGCCAGAUGUACUAAUACACAACAAAUCACGGUCCGGGAUCUGGGGAGCGUCAAUGAGUUCCUAUUUUGUGAAUCCCACUUUCCCGGGGAGCCUGCCUAAUGGGCAGGAGUCGUUCCUCGGGCAGAUCCCCAUCUACCCAGCUGGGUACGAGGCUCUGAGACACUUCCCAGCCUCUUAUGGGGCCGGCAGCCUGCAGGACAAGACCUACUCCUCACCUUGCUUCUAUCAACAGUCCACCAACACGGUCAUCGCCUGCAACCGGGCAUCCUAUGACUAUGGAGCCUCCUCCUGCUUCUAUCCAGACAAGGACUUGGGCGGCGCUUCCUCGCCCUCCGGCAGUGGCAAGCAAAGGGCCAGCCACCCUGGGGACUAUCUGCCCUGCUUUGCUUCUGACCAGCAGUACAAGCCCGAGAGCGGGCCGGCCAAAAUCCUAAACGAGGAAGGAACCGACCGGAAGUACAGCAGUCCUGUUUAUCCUUGGAUGCAGAGGAUGAACUCUUGCGCUGGUGCAGUAUACGGAACGCACGGCAGACGGGGCAGGCAGACCUACACCAGAUACCAGACCCUAGAGUUAGAGAAGGAAUUUCACUAUAACAGAUAUUUAACCAGGAGGCGACGGAUUGAGAUAGCGAAUGCUCUCUGCCUCACUGAGCGGCAGAUUAAAAUCUGGUUUCAAAACAGGAGGAUGAAAUGGAAAAAAGAAAGCAAACUCAUCAAUUCCACCCAGCCGGGAGAAGAAACAGAGGAAAAGUCAGGGGAGUAAAACAAUGCUUACAACGAGGCGUUGGGGGGGGGGAGUUGCCACCGUACCCUUUCAUUAGUUGCUUUUUCCAUCUCUCCUUACCCCUCCACUCAUGUUCCUCCAGGAAUAUAUAUAUAGAUAGAUAGAUAGAUAUAAUUCGUAUUGUAAUGAUUCUGACGACUUUCAAAGGCUUGAUUAAAAUAUAUACAUAUUUAUAUAUAUCUAUAUAUAUUUGCAAUUAACUGUGAAUUUCUGGAUCGGUAGAAUGAACGGACAUGGAAGGGAGUGGUGGACAUAGUCAGUUCUCCAAAGUGUAGGUUAGGAUAUGCUUCAGAUGGUAUCAAGAUUCUUAAAAAAAAAAAAAACACCAACCCACACCAAACAAACUUUGAAGUGGAGCAUCGGUGUUAAUAUGAAAGAC